AUGAUUAGACUGUUUCAACUGCAGGAGUACUGCCUACGGUUAAUGGGGCAUAAUGACGACAUGGAUAGUACCGAAGUCAGGGCACUUAGCUUAAAGCACAUUAGCUCCCUGAUUUUCGUUAUUUCGGCGCAGUAUCCAUUGAUCUCUUAUGUCGCCCACAACCGCAAUGACAUGGAAAAAGUCACGGCAUGUCUCAGCGUGGUGUUCACCAAUAUGCUAACGGUUAUAAAAAUUUCUACAUUUUUGGCAAACAGAAGGGACUUUUGGGAAAUGAUACGCCGCUUCAGGAAAAUGCAUGAGCAGAGUUUAAAACGGAUGUUUCGAUCAGCAAGUCCAACUCAAAGAAACGGAGAAGGAUUAGACUACGUUGCCGAAGCCAAUAAACUAGCAUUUUUUCUGGGAAGAGCAUAUUGCUUGUCCUGCGGCCUUACCGGGGUCUAUUUCAUGCUGGGACCCAUUCUAAAAAUUGGAGCUUGCCGUUGGCAUGGUACAACGUGUGACAAGGAGCUGCCCAUGCCAAUGAAGUUUCCAUUUAACGAUUUGAAGAGCCCAGAAUACGAAGUUUGUUUUUUCUACACCGUACUAGUCACUGUUGUCGUUGUUGCCUAUGCUUCGGCAGUCGAUGGUUUAUUUAUUUCGUUUGCCAUUAAUCUGCGAGCUCAUUUUCAGACACUGCAGGCCCAAAUUGAAAACUGGGAGUUUCCAUUAUCCAAGCAAGACACACAAGCAAGGCUGAAAUCAAUCGUUGAAUACCAUGUGCUACUGCACUCCUUAUCCUCAAAGUUACGAUCCAUGUACACACCCACUGUGAUGGGGCAGUUCGUCAUAACCUCCUUGCAGGUUGGUGUUAUAAUAUACCAACUAGUGACAAACAUGGACUCUGUUAUGGAUCUCUUGCUGUAUGCAUCGUUUUUCGGUUCAAUCAUGCUGCAAUUAUUUAUCUAUUGCUACGGCGGUGAAAUCAUCAAGGCUGAGAGUUUGCAGGUUGAUACUGCUGUUCGGCUCUCCGACUGGCAUCUGGCUUCUCCCAAGUCACGUACAUCUUUGUCAUUGAUCAUUCUUCAGUCCCAAAAGGAAGUGGUUAUCAGGGCUGGUUUCUUUGUUGCAUCUCUAGCUAAUUUCGUUGGGGUAACUCAUAUACAUUCUUAUGCAUAUUUCAGUUGAAUCUGGCUAACUUUUACUUGCAGAUCUGUAGAACAGCCUUAUCGUUGAUAACACUCAUCAAAUCUAUUGAAUAAAUAAAUAUAAUUUAUCAAAAUAUUUGUCCUGUCAAUUUUCUUUAAAUUUUUAAAUUAUG
Molecule: messenger RNA, 1297 nt
Organism: Drosophila yakuba
Lineage: Eukaryota; Metazoa; Arthropoda; Insecta; Diptera; Drosophilidae
Gene: Or82a
Product: odorant receptor 82a
Exons: 5
Coding region: 1-1164 (387 amino acids)
Biological process (GO): detection of chemical stimulus involved in sensory perception of smell; sensory perception of smell
Cellular component (GO): plasma membrane
Molecular function (GO): odorant binding; olfactory receptor activity
Source: RefSeq, a predicted model, not a curated record